UUGUUUCUGACAAACAAUCAAGUAUAAAAUCUUUUUUUAAUCAAUGCACUAUUUUUGAUGGUGUUGGUUCUACCAGAAUUGCUUGUUGUGGUUUAUGUGAUGAAAAAUAUAAACUAUACGUUAUGAAUAGUCCUGCAGAAUUUGGAGGAUCUAUUCAACCAGAAACACUUGCUAAACAAUUAUUUAAUGAAAAAUUUAAAGAAAAUUUCUCUUGGAAAAGAUUAUCUAAAGCAGAACAUGAUGAAUUGAUUAAUAACUUGAGAUGUCAUGCUAAAUGGAUAUUGGUUAAAAUUUCUUUAUGUGUUAGGAAAAAUAAUAACAUAAAAUUCAUACCAAAACAUUAUUAUAUAAAUCAUCCACUAAAAAAAUUACUUAUUAAUAGCAAUUUGAAAUCAAUAUGGGCAGCAGCAGAUGAUG
Molecule: messenger RNA, 417 nt
Organism: Entrophospora candida
Lineage: Eukaryota; Fungi; Glomeromycota; Glomeromycetes; Entrophosporales; Entrophosporaceae
Source: the annotation of a GenBank genome assembly